Messenger RNA from Purpureocillium takamizusanense, 1125 nucleotides. RefSeq lists its product as uncharacterized. Lineage: Eukaryota; Fungi; Ascomycota; Sordariomycetes; Hypocreales; Ophiocordycipitaceae. Gene Ontology annotation, molecular function: nucleotide binding. The coding region runs from base 1 to 1125 and encodes 374 amino acids. The transcript is spliced from 2 exons. The record is from RefSeq and is a predicted model, not a curated record.
AUGGCAAUCAUCAUCCCGGCCAAGUCCCACCCCGAAGUUGUCGUCCAGGCCGUGGCUGCACGCAGUCGCGAGAGAGCCGAGGCAUUUGCGAAAUCGCAAGGCGUCCCAGAAGUAAAGAGCUCGUACCAGGAGAUUCUUGACGACCCGAAUAUCGAUGCGGUACUAGUGCCUCUUGCAAACGGCCUUCAUUUCGAGUGGGCGGUUCGUGCCCUGCGUGCUGGCAAGCAUGUCCUUCUGGAAAAGCCGUCUGUAUCAAAUUCAGAAGAAGCUGAAAUCCUCUUCAGCCUGCCAGAAAUGUCUGGUGGCAACGGUCCUAUUCUUAUGGAGGCCUGCCACAACCGCUUCCAUCCCUCCUGGAUUCUCUUCCAAUCCCUCAUCGAUCCAGUGGAUGUGGUUCAUUUCGAUACCGACUCGAUGAUCCCGUGGUGGGCUACCUCAAAAGAAGACAUUCACUUCAAUUUCAAUAUUGCAGGUGGCUGCAUCAUGGCGAUGGGCUGCUAUAGUUUCGCGGCCAUGCGUCACGUUUUCGGCUCCGAGCCAGUGGAGUGUACCGAAUGCACCACCAACCACUUCACUGACGGCGUUCAUGACAAGUGUGACUGGGCCUUUGAGGCCAAGUUCCGCUUCCCUAACGGCGGCAUCGGCGAGGCAAGGAGCACGCUGCGUGGCAAGACCGCUUGGAAGCCUUCGCACGUUCGCGUGAAGACCCGGCCGGUCCGCGUUCUUGACGCAACACUGCCCAAAACCCAGGAGAAGCUACGUGUCCGCGAGGUAACUCUUCAUGGCUACAUUCAGGCAGUAGCCUGGCACCGCAUCGAUGUUCUUGAUUCUUUCGAAAUCCGAAACAAGGACAACGGCCAGAUAACGAAGCAAUGGAGCGAGAGUUAUUUUCGCAAGGCUUACUCUUUUGCAGAAGCUGGCGGUGAAUAUCGUGACCUUCCUGGUGAAGUGUGGUGGAUGUCGUAUCGCUACCAGUUAGAGGAGUUUGUGAACCGCAUCAAAGGCCGCAAGGCAAGGUUCUGGAUUGACCACAGUGACUCUCUCAACAACAUGAAGAUGAUUGAUAUGGCUUAUAAGAAGAGUGGUUUGGGGCCGCGGCCUUCUUCUGGGUUUAAAUGGGAGUGA